This is a messenger RNA of Lasiodiplodia theobromae, 531 nucleotides long. Its product is annotated as Anucleate primary sterigmata protein. Lineage: Eukaryota; Fungi; Ascomycota; Dothideomycetes; Botryosphaeriales; Botryosphaeriaceae. Bases 1 to 531 code for a protein of 176 amino acids. The transcript is spliced from 3 exons. The record is from RefSeq and is a predicted model, not a curated record.
AUGAACGAGCACGGUGGAAGACCGGCCGCGUCCGCGGUAGAUCAGCGCCCGGCAGACGACGCCUCUGCGCCGGGCCCAGCGGAUCCCUCUGGUCACGUAGCCGAGCCGAGUAACGCCGUCAUGCCCACGGCCGAGAAUGUCGUCCGCUCCGUCCUGGCAGCGAGUGGACUGAGUCCAUCUGCGAAUAGCAGCGAAGCACCACGGGAUACGACGCGCGCACCGGGCCGUAUAGUGAGGGCCACGAGUGAGGCUGCAGAUACCGUUGCCGAUGCCGCCAGGGACGUGAAGAGCGCAAUCUCGGGUUCGGCAGUGAAGGCUGGAAAGAAGCUCGAUGACAAAGCCGAAUCUUCCCUUGGCCCGUACGGCAGUCCAGGUACCUGCGUUCCCAGCGACCUAGAUCCGCUAGCCGCAGCCGUGCAUGCGGGACUGGACCUGGAAGCCGGUGCGUCCGAAAGCGACGAGGAUGCCGGAGAAGGUCGGGAGAGUUGCGCUGGGGUGGAUGCCCAGAACGGCAAGGAGAGGAGGGAAUGA